CUGGGAAGAUGGCGGCGGGAGCCCUGGGCGCCGCCGCUGCCGCGAGUCGGGCCCGGGGCGUCCGGGCUGCUAGGUCCAGGGCGGAGGCCGGGCCAUGAGCGCGUCGCCCUCGAGUGCCCGAGCCGCGGAGCCCGCCCGCGCCCCUCGGGCCGCCCCGCGUCCCUCGCCAUGGCGCGGCUCGCGGACUACUUCGUGCUGGUGGCGUUCGGGCCGCACCCGCGCGGGAGUGGGGAAGGCCAGGGCCAUAUUCUGCAGCGUUUCCCGGAGAAGGACUGGGAGGACAACCCGUUCCCCCAGGGGAUCGAGCUGUUUUGCCAGCCCAGCGGGUGGCAGCUGUGUCCCGAGAGGAAUCCACCGACCUUCUUUGUUGCUGUCCUCACGGACAUCAACUCUGAGCGGCACUACUGCGCCUGUCUGACCUUCUGGGAGCCGGUGGAGCCCACACAGAGAGCAGGGAGGACGGGCUUGUGUCUGCAGGAAGCCGCGUGCUCUGAGGACGCCACGGAGAGGGAGGAGGCGGCUGAGGGAGGCCGGGUGGGGCUGUCGCCCACAGCACCCACCCCCGCUGGCCAGCUGUUUGCUCCGAAGACACUGGUGCUGGUGUCACGACUGGACCAUGCGGAGGUGUUCAGGAACAGCCUGGGUCUCAUCUACACCAUCCAUGUGGAGGGCCUGAACGUGUGCCUGGAGAACGUGGUCGGGAACCUGCUGACCUGCACUGUGCCCCUGGCCGGGGGCUCCCAGAGAACCAUCUCUCUGGGGGCUGGCGACCGGCAGGUCAUACAGACCCCGCUGGCUGACUCGCUGCCGGUCAGCCGCUGCAGCGUGGCCCUGCUCUUCCGCCAGCUGGGCAUCACCAACGUGCUGUCGUUGUUCUGCGCUGCCCUCACGGAGCACAAGGUCCUCUUCCUGUCCCGGAGCUACCAGCGACUCUCAGACGCCUGCCGGGGCCUCCUGGCCUUGCUGUUCCCUCUCCGAUACAGCUUCACCUACGUGCCCAUCCUGCCCGCCCAGCUGCUCGAGGUCCUCAGCACACCCACGCCUUUCAUCAUCGGGGUCCACGCGGCCUUCCAGGCGGAGACCCAGGAGCUGCUGGACGUGAUUGUUGCUGAUCUUGACGGAGGGACGGUGACUGUCCCCGAGUGUGUGCACAUUCCACCUCUGCCGGAGCCACUGCAGAGCCAGACGCACAGUGUCCUGAGCAUGGUCCUGGACCCAGAGCUGGAGUUGGCCGACCUCGCCUUCCCCCCACCCACGACCUCCACCUCCUCCCUGAAGAUGCAGGACAAGGAGCUGCGAGCCGUCUUUCUGCGGCUGUUCGCGCAGCUGCUGCAGGGCUACCGCUGGUGCCUGCACGUGGUGCGCGUCCACCCGGAGCCUGUCAUCCGCUUCCACAAGGCAGCCUUCCUGGGCCAGCGCGGGCUGCUGGAAGAUGACUUCCUGAUGAAGGUGCUGGAGGGCAUGGCCUUCGCCGGUUUCGUGUCGGAGCGGGGCGUCCCUUACCGCCCCACGGACCUGUUUGAUGAGCUGGUGGCCCAUGAGGUGGCGCGGAUGCGGGCCGACGAGAGCCACCCCCAGCGGGUGCUGCGGCACGUCCAGGAACUGGCGGAGCAGCUGUAUAAGAACGAGAACCCGUACCCCGCCGUGGCGAUGCACAAGGUGCAGAGGCCGGGCGAGGCCAGCCACCUGCGCCGGGCACCCCGGCCCUUCCCGCGGCUGGACGAGGGCACCGUGCAGUGGAUCGUGGACCAGGCCGCCGCCAAGAUGCAGGGCGCGCCCCCCGCCGUGAGGGCAGAGCGCAGGACCACGGUGCCCUCUGGGCCCCCUAUGACUGCCAUCCUGGAGCGGUGUGGCGGGCCGCAGGCCACCAGUGCCCGCCGGCUGGAAGUGGUGCGCAACUGCAUCUCCUACGUGUUCGAGGGGAAGAUGCUUGAGGCCAAGAAGCUGCUCCCAGCCGUGCUGCGGGCCCUGAAGGGGCGAGCUGCCCGCCGCUGCCUGGCGCAGGAGCUGCACCUGCACGUGCAGCAGAACCGCGCGGUACUCGACCACCAGCAGUUCGACUUCGUUGUCCGCAUGAUGAACUGCUGCCUGCAGGACUGCACCUCUCUGGAUGAGCACGGCAUUGCGGCGGCCCUGCUGCCCCUGGUCACGGCCUUCUGCCGGAAGCUGAGCCCGGGGGUGACGCAGUUUGCGUACAGCUGCGUGCAGGAGCACGUGGUGUGGAGCACGCCGCAGUUCUGGGAGGCCAUGUUUUACGGGGACGUGCAGACCCACAUCCGAGCCCUCUAUCUGGAGCCUGCUGAGGACCGAGCCCCCUCCCAGGAGGCUGAGGAGGCUCCUUCCCGGGAGGACGAGCGCUCUGCCCUGGACGUGGCUUCUGAGCAGCGGCGCCUGUGGCCGACCAUGAGCCGCGAGAAGCAGCAGGAGCUGGUGCAGAAGGAGGAGAGCACGGUGUUCAGCCAGGCCAUCCACUACGCCAACCGCAUGAGCUACCUGCUGCUGCCCCUGGACAGCAGCAAGAGCCGCCUGCUGCGGGAGCGCGCGGGGCUGGGCGAGCUGGAGAGCGCCAGCAACAGCCUGGUCACCAACAGCAUGGCGGGCAGUGUGGCCGAGAGCUAUGACACGGAGAGCGGCUUUGAGGAUGCAGAGACCUGCGACGUGGCGGGGGCUGUGGUCCGCUUCAUCAACCGCUUCGUGGACAAGGUCUGCACGGAGAGUGGGGUCACCAGCGACCACCUCAAGGGGCUGCACGUCAUGGUGCCAGACAUCGUCCAGAUGCACAUCGAGACCCUGGAGGCCGUGCACCGCGAGAGCAAGAGGCUGCCCCCCAUCCAGAAGCCGAAACUGCUGCGGCCACGCCUGCUGCCCGGCGAGGAGUGCGUGCUGGACGGCCUGCGCGUCUGUCUGCUGCCGGACGGGCGGGAGGAGGGCGCCGGGGGCAGUGGGGGGGGCCCUGCCCUGCUCCCGGCUGAGGGCGCCAUCUUCCUCACCACGUACCGAGUCAUCUUCACCGGGAUGCCCACCGACCCCCUGGUGGGGGAGCAGGUGGUGGUCCGCUCCUUCCCCGUGGCCGCGCUCACCAAGGAGAAGCGCAUCAGCGUGCAGAUGCCCGUGGACCAGCUCCUGCAGGACGGGCUGCAGCUGCGCUCCUGCACCUUCCAGCUGCUGAAAAUGGCCUUUGAUGAGGAGGUGGGGUCCGACAGCGCCGAGCUCUUCCGCAAGCAGCUGCACAAGCUGCGCUACCCGCCGGACGUCAGGGACACCUUUGCCUUCACUUUGGGCUCUGUCCACCCACCCGGCCGGCCACCCCGGGCCACCAAGGAUAAGGGUCCCUCUCUCAGGACGCUGUCCCGGAACCUGGUGAAGAACGCCAAGAAGACCAUCGGGCGGCAGUACGUCACCCGCAAGAAGUACAACCCCCCCAGCUGGGAGCACCGGGGCCAGCCGCCCCCUGAGGACCAGGAGGACGAGAUCUCAGUGUCGGAGGAGCUGGAGCCCAGCACGCUGACCCCGUCCUCAGCCCUGAAGCCCUCGGACCGCAUGACCAUGAGCAGCCUGGUGGAGAGGGCUUGUUGCCGCGACUACCAGCGCCUCGGCCUGGGCACCCUGAGCAGCAGCCUGAGCCGGGCCAAGUCCGAGCCCUUCCGUGUGUCCCCGGUCAACCGCAUGUAUGCCAUCUGCCGCAGCUACCCAGGGCUGCUGAUCGUGCCUCAGAGCGUCCAGGACAAUGCCCUGCAGCGUGUGUCUCGCUGCUACCGCCAGAACCGCUUCCCUGUGGUGUGUUGGCGCAGUGGGCGUUCCAAGGCUGUGCUGCUGCGCUCCGGCGGCCUGCACGGCAAGGGUGUGGUUGGCCUUUUCAAGACCCAGAACGCGCCUUCUCCAGGCCAGUCCCAGGCAGACUCGAGCAGCCUGGAGCAGGAGAAGUACCUGCAGGCCGUGGUCAGCUCCAUGCCCCGCUACGCCGAUACGUCAGGACGCAACACGCUCAGCGGCUUCUCCUCAGCCCACAUGGGCAGUCACGCGCCCAGUCCCAGAGCCAGGGUCACCACGCUGUCCAACCCCAUGGCGGCCUCGGCCUCCCGACGGACAGCGCCCCGAGGGAAGUGGGGCAGCGUCCGGGCCAGCGGGCGCAGCGGUGGGCUCGGCGCCGAUGUCGGCUCCCGGCUGGCUGGCAGAGACCUGCUGGGCCCCCCCCAGGCCAACGGGGCCCCCUCUGAUCCAGGCUUUUUGCGACCCCAGCGUGCAGCCCUCUACAUCAUUGGGGACAAAGCCCAGCUCAAGGGCGUACGGCCAGACCCCUUGCAGCAGUGGGAGCUGGUGCCCAUUGAGGUGUUCGAGGCACGGCAGGUGAAGGCCAGCUUCAAGAAGCUGCUGAAGGCAUGUGUCCCAGGCUGCCCUGCCGCGGAGCCCGGCCCGGCUUCCUUCCUGCGCUCACUGGAGGACUCAGAGUGGCUGACCCAGAUCCACAAGCUGCUGCAGGUGUCGGUGCUGGUGGUGGAGCUGCUGGACUCAGGCUCCUCCGUCCUGGUGAGCCUGGAGGACGGCUGGGACAUCACCACCCAGGUGGUGUCCUUGGUGCAGCUGCUCUCAGACCCCUUCUACCGCACGCUGGAGGGCUUCCGCCUGCUGGUGGAGAAGGAGUGGCUGUCCUUUGGGCACCGCUUCAGCCACCGCGGGGCCCACACCCUGGCCGGGCAGAGCAGCGGCUUCACACCUGUCUUCCUGCAGUUCCUGGACUGUGUGCACCAGGUCCACCUGCAGUUCCCCAUGGAGUUUGAGUUCAGCCAGUUCUACCUCAAGUUCCUUGGCUACCACCACGUGUCCCGCCGUUUCCGGACCUUCCUGCUGGACUCCGACUACGAGCGCAUCGAGCUGGGGCUGCUGUACGAGGAGAAGGGGGAGCGCAGGGGCCAGCUGGCCUGCAGGUCCGUGUGGGAGUACGUGGACCGGCUAAGCAAGAGGACACCCGUGUUCUACAACUACAUGUACGCGCCCGAGGACACAGAGGUGCUGCGGCCCUACAGCAACGUGUCCAACUUGAAGGUGUGGGACUUCUACACCGAGGAGACGCUGGCUGAGGGGCCCCCUUACGACUGGGAACUGGCCCAGGGGCCCCCCGAGCCCCCAGAGGAGGAACGGCCUGAUGGAGGCGCUCCCCAGAGCAGGCGCCGAGUGGUGUGGCCCUGCUACGACAGCUGUCCCCGAGCCCAGCCUGAUGCCAUCUCACGCCUGCUAGAGGAGCUGCAGCGGCUGGAGACAGAGCUGGGCCGAGCCCCUGAGCGCUGGAAGGACGCCUGGGACCGGGUGAAGGCCGCACAGCGCCUGGAAUGCCGGCCAGACGGACAUGGCACCCCCGGCUCCCUGCUCGUGUCCAGUGUGCCCCACCACCGCCGCUCGCUGGGUGUGUACCUGCAGGAGGGGCCUGUGGGCUCCACCCUGAGCCUCAGCCUGGACAGCGACCAGAGCAGCGGCUCAACUGCAUCCAGCUCCCGCCAGGCCGCCCGCCGCAGCACCAGCACCCUGUACAGCCAGUUCCAGACGGCCGAGAGUGAGAACAGGUCCUAUGAGGGCACCCUGUACAAGAAGGGGGCCUUCAUGAAGCCGUGGAAGGCCCGCUGGUUCGUGCUGGAUAAGACCAAACAUCAGCUGCGCUACUACGACCACCGUGUGGACACAGAGUGCAAGGGCGUCAUCGACCUGGCGGAGGUGGAGGCUGUGGCACCAGGCACACCCACCAUGGGCGCCCCUAAGACUGUGGAUGAGAAGGCCUUCUUUGACGUGAAGACCACGCGUCGCGUUUACAACUUCUGUGCCCAGGACGUGCCCUCAGCCCAGCAGUGGGUGGACCGGAUUCAGAGCUGCCUAUCAGACGCCUGAGCUCCCCGGCCCACCAGGCUGCUCUGCUUCCAGUCGUUACAGACCACUAGGGGUGGGCAGGGCCGCCCCGGCCAUGUUUACAGCCCCGGCCCUCGACAGUAUUGAGGCCCCGACCCCCAGCACUUGUGUGUACAGCCCCCACCCUGCCCGGCCAGCUCUAACUUAUUUUGGCGUCAUGGCUGAGCGCCGUGCCGGGAGGUGGCCAUGGUACAGCCCCAAGAUGGGCCUGUAAAUAGUCCAGCCCAUCAGCGUGCUGGCCCCGGCCGGCCGGCCGCAGGUGAAUUGUUUCUAGAACCAGAGUCUAUAUAAAGAAAUAACUAACGCCA
This is a messenger RNA of Lemur catta (Ring-tailed lemur), 6203 nucleotides long. RefSeq names its product SET binding factor 1 (gene SBF1). Lineage: Eukaryota; Metazoa; Chordata; Mammalia; Primates; Lemuridae. The record is from RefSeq and is a predicted model, not a curated record. The transcript is spliced from 41 exons. The coding region runs from base 169 to 5877 and encodes 1902 amino acids.